Molecule: messenger RNA, 903 nt
Organism: Arvicola amphibius (Eurasian water vole)
Lineage: Eukaryota; Metazoa; Chordata; Mammalia; Rodentia; Cricetidae
Gene: Uchl3
Product: ubiquitin C-terminal hydrolase L3
Exons: 9
Coding region: 73-765 (230 amino acids)
Biological process (GO): protein deubiquitination; ubiquitin-dependent protein catabolic process
Cellular component (GO): cytoplasm
Molecular function (GO): cysteine-type deubiquitinase activity
Source: RefSeq, a predicted model, not a curated record
GCGCGCGGGGGCGGAAGCGGCGGCGGCGGCGGCGGCCGCUGUCAGAGCUGGAGAGCGGCCGGCGGAGUCGUCAUGGAGGGUCAACGCUGGCUGCCGCUGGAGGCCAACCCCGAGGUCACCAACCAGUUUCUCAAACAGUUAGGCCUGCAUCCUAACUGGCAGUUUGUUGAUGUGUAUGGGAUGGAGCCUGAACUUCUCAGCAUGGUGCCAAGACCAGUGUGUGCAGUGUUACUCCUCUUCCCUAUUACAGAGAAGUAUGAAGUGUUCAGGACAGAAGAGGAAGAAAAAAUAAAAUCUCAAGGACAAGAUGUUACGUCAUCAGUGUAUUUCAUGAAGCAAACCAUCAGCAAUGCCUGCGGGACAAUAGGGUUAAUCCACGCCAUUGCAAACAACAAGGACAAGAUGCACUUUGAAUCUGGAUCAACCUUGAAAAAAUUCCUGGAGGAGUCUGUGUCAAUGAGCCCUGAAGAAAGAGCCAAGUACCUGGAGAAUUAUGACGCUAUUCGAGUUACUCAUGAGACCAGUGCACACGAAGGUCAGACUGAGGCACCAAGUAUAGAUGAGAAAGUAGAUCUUCAUUUUAUUGCGUUAGUUCAUGUAGAUGGGCAUCUCUAUGAAUUAGAUGGACGGAAACCAUUUCCAAUCAACCACGGGAAAACUAGUGAUGAGACGCUGUUAGAGGAUGCCAUAGAAGUGUGCAAGAAGUUCAUGGAGCGCGACCCCGAUGAGUUAAGGUUUAAUGCAAUUGCUCUCUCGGCAGCAUAGCUUCUCGACAGAAAUGCCAAAUGUGUGUUACCUGCAACAAAACUUCAUUUCUGCUGCCAUAACUGACUCAAAAUUUUUGAUAUUUUCACUAACUUGACUGAUUAAACUUUAUGUGAAUAAACUUUGACAUUACCUGUG